AUGGCCGCCAAGAAUCAAGUGUUUAUCGCCAUCAUUGGCGCUGGAGGCGUUGGGAAGUGCUUCCUCGGCCAGCUUGCGAAACUGGCUGUGCGACGGCCUUCGACAAAGCUCAGCCUCUGCUACAUCUCGACAAGCAAGAAGGCGCUCUUUAACAACGACUAUUCCGAGAUCAGUAUCGACAAUGCCAUCUCUAGCCUCUCAGCCUCAUCGACAGCCCCUCCCUCCCUCCCCGACGUUGUGAACUACCUGGCAGCUGCGCCCUCGAAGGUAGUGCUUGUCGACAACACCAGCUCUCAAGAUAUUGCCGAUGCAUACCCACUGAUCCUGAGCCGUGGCAUCAGCAUUGUGACCCCGAACAAGAAGGCCUUUUCUGGAUCGAACAAGCUCUGGCAGGAUAUCUUCGCUGCUGCCCAGAGCUCUGGGGCUAAGGUCUAUCACGAAUCUUCUGUCGGUGCCGGGCUGCCCGUCAUCUGCACCCUGAAGGAUCUUGUCGAGACUGGCGAUGAGGUAACCAAGAUCGAGGGUGUCUUCAGCGGCACCAUGUCGUUCCUCUUCAACUCCUUCGCUCCUACCACCGGCUCCGGCGGCCAAUGGUCGGCCGAGGUCAAGAAGGCCAAGGAGCUGGGAUAUACCGAGCCUGAUCCCAGAGAUGACCUGAACGGCUUGGAUGUGGCAAGGAAGCUGACUAUUCUGGCCCGUCUUUCUGGUCUGGCAGUUGAGUCGCCGACUUCCUUCCCCGUCCAGAGCCUGAUUCCCAAAGAGCUCGAGUCUGUUGCAAGUGGCGACGAAUUCUUGGAGAGACUCCCCGAAUUCGACUCGCAGAUGGAGCAGGUCAAGGCCGAGGCUCAGAGGGAGGGCAAGGUUGUCCGAUUCGUCGGCAGCAUCGACAUGGCCACCAAGUCAGUCAAGGUCGGACUGGAAAAGUUUGACCUGUCCCACCCCAUCGCCGCACUCAAGGGCAGCGACAACAUCAUUAGCUUCUACACGAAGCGGUACGGCAACAGCCCUCUCAUUGUCCAGGGCGCAGGUGCCGGUGGCGAGGUCACUGCUAUGGGCGUCACCGCAGACCUUCUGAGGGUCUUGUCCCAGAUCUCAUAG
Thyridium curvatum is the source of this 1098-nucleotide messenger RNA. RefSeq lists its product as uncharacterized. Gene Ontology annotation, molecular function: aspartate kinase activity; homoserine dehydrogenase activity; NADP binding. The record is from RefSeq and is a predicted model, not a curated record. Gene Ontology annotation, biological process: aspartate family amino acid biosynthetic process; L-homoserine biosynthetic process. NCBI's taxonomy places the organism in Eukaryota, Fungi, Ascomycota, Sordariomycetes, Thyridiales, Thyridiaceae. The coding region runs from base 1 to 1098 and encodes 365 amino acids. The transcript is spliced from 2 exons.